This is a messenger RNA of Trypanosoma theileri, 363 nucleotides long. Its product is annotated as dynein light chain. Gene Ontology annotation, cellular component: dynein complex. The transcript has a single exon. Bases 1 to 363 code for a protein of 120 amino acids. The record is from RefSeq and is a predicted model, not a curated record. Gene Ontology annotation, biological process: microtubule-based process. Lineage: Eukaryota; Euglenozoa; Kinetoplastea; Trypanosomatida; Trypanosomatidae. Gene Ontology annotation, molecular function: dynein intermediate chain binding; dynein light intermediate chain binding.
AUGGCGGGCACUACGGCGAUUGUAAAAGAAUCCGCCAUGUCUCGUGAGUUGCAGCAGGACUGUGUGGAUUGUGCCGCCCACGCGUUGUUUGAAUUGGGCCUGAAGGAACAGACGGCGAUUGCGCAGUUCAUCACGCAGGAACUCAACAGUAAAUACGGCUCUCGCUUUCACUGCGUUGUUGGCCGCUCCUUUGGAUCUUAUGUGGGUCACGACAGUCAAUACUUUGUGUAUUUUCUCAUUGGGGAUUGUGCCUUUUUAAUUUGGCGUACAGUGGAUGUGUAUGAGGAGCGGGUGUUUUACGUGAAUGUAGAUGAUAUAGCGGUGGGGAGAAGUGUACGGGACCACAUUGGAAAUGUAAAUUAG